AUGUAUCAGCCACCUGAAAAAGGCUAUGAGGAGGUGAUACUGAUUCCCAAAGGAUCUGUCCGCAUUGAUAUCCGGGAACUUAAUCAUUCUCUGAGUUAUCUUGCUCUGAGAGGAGAAAAUGAUGAAUAUUUUGUCAACGGGAAACUUUCGAUCGACCCUCCCCGGCGCUUUGACAUUGCGGGAACCACAUUCCACUACGGGCGCUCUCAGGAUGAACCGGAGUCUCUCGAGGCCCUGGGCCCAACUAACAUCACCCUGGUCGUUAUGGUUCUUGUGCGAGAAGAACUGCAGAGGAUCCGGUACAAGUUCAAUGCACCCAUUGUUCGCAAUUCCAUGGCCCAAUAUUUAUGGCAGUACGUCUCAUGGACAAAGUGUUCGGCCAUUUGUGCUGGAG
Molecule: messenger RNA, 394 nt
Organism: Thamnophis sirtalis
Lineage: Eukaryota; Metazoa; Chordata; Lepidosauria; Squamata; Natricidae
Source: RefSeq, a predicted model, not a curated record